AUGUCAGUGGUGGCUACUACUAUCGCGCCACCUCGGGAAAUGCCCCUUUUUGUUGUAGCCGCCACACAGAUCCUUUUUCUUGACGAUGAGAAGGUACUGAAGAUGAUGCCGCUUGUGGUGGAUGUCAAAAAAAUUGUGGACUUCAUGCGCUCUGCAGGUGAAGUAGUUCCAGUUCCUCGGGUGUUCGAAUACAGGUACUCGGGGAACUGCAGCUACAUGGUGAUGGAACAAAGGCCUGGAUAUACGCUUGGUGACUCAUCAGCAAAGCACGGGCUCUCACACAACGACUUGACCCCGGGGAACAUCCUCGUCAACGACGAUUGGUCUAUCGAUGCUAUCAUCGACUGGGACCGCUGUGACACCGUUGGACGGUCUGCAGAAUAUGAAAAGAUGAUCUGUCGGCCCUACGACCCCGAUUACCAGCAUAUCUUCUUGCGUUCUUCAGUUGACCGGCUCGGUUCACUGUCCCUCAACCCUGUAGACGGUGGUCCCAAAUGUUUAAGUCAUUUCGAUUUUCCCUUACCGAGGCCUUACGGUAGCCCAGCGAUUACGGCCGAUCUCGCGGCACCCAGUACCCUUGCAGACGUGCACGAGGGUCUUCGCCUCCCAGACAGUUCUAUGAACAGCCUACGAUUUGCUGUUAUUUAUUUUUCAGGGACCAUGGUUUUCCCGAGCACAUCUAAACCGCUCUCGUGGACGAGCUACUGCAUGGUGCUUUCCGUGGCGCAUCGAUCUGCGCGCUACUCUCCCAAGCGGGCUUAA
Molecule: messenger RNA, 762 nt
Organism: Fibroporia radiculosa
Lineage: Eukaryota; Fungi; Basidiomycota; Agaricomycetes; Polyporales; Fibroporiaceae
Exons: 2
Coding region: 1-762 (253 amino acids)
Source: RefSeq, a predicted model, not a curated record